UCUGUUAGCUAUGCCUUUAAAUUGUUUAACUUGGGUCAAAUGUUUUGGGUAGCCUUCCACAAGCUUCCCACAAUAAGUUGGGUGAAUUUUGGCCCAUUCCUCCUGACAGAGCUGGUGUAACUAAAUCAGGUUUGUAGGACUCCUUACUCGCACAUGCUUUUUCAGUUCUGCCCACACAUUUUCUAUGGGAUUGAGGUCAGGGCUUUGUGAUGGCCACUCCAAUACCUUGACUCUGUUGUCCUGAAGCCAUUUUGCCACAGCUUUGGAUGUAUGCUUGGGGUCAUUGUCCAUUUGGAAGACCUAUUUGCGACCAAGCUUUAAUUGAUGUCUUGAGAUGUUGCUUCAAUAUAUCCACAUAAUUUUCCUCCCUCAUGAUGCCAUCUAUAUUCAUGAUGCCAUCUAUUUUGUGAAGUGCACCAGUCCCUCUUGCAGCAAAGCACCCCCACAACAUGAUGCUGCCACCCCCACAACAUGAUGCUGCCACCCCCACAACAUAAUGCUGCCGCCCCUGUGCUUCACGGAUGGGAUGGUGUUCUUCGGCUUGCAAGCAUCCCCCUUUUUCCUCCAAACAUAUCAAUGGUCAUUAUGACCAAACAGUUCUAUUUUUGUUUCAUCCGACCAGAGGACAUUUCUCCAAAAAGUAUGAUCUUUGUCCCUAUGUGCAGUUGCAAACCGUAGUCUGGCUUUUUUAUGGCGGUUUUGGCGCAGUAGCUUCUUCCUUGCUGAGCGGCCUUUCAGGUUAUUUCGAUAUAGAACUUGUUUUACUGUGUAUAUAGAUACUUUUGUACCUGUUUCCUCCAGCAUCUUCACAAGGUCCUUUGCUGUUGUUCUGGGAUUGAUUUGCACUUUUUGCACCAAAGUUGAUGUUUGCACCGCCUUGAUGUUAGUUGAGAACGACAGGGUGUUGUCCAGGAUCACGCCAAGGUUCUUAGCGCUCUGGGAGGAGGACACAAUGGAGUUGUCAACCGUGAUGGUGAGAUCAUGGAACGGGCAGUCCUUCCCCGGGAGGAAGAGCAGCUCCGUCUUGCCGAGGUUCAGCUUGAGGUGGUGAUCCGUCAUCCACACUGAUAUGUCUGCCAGACAUGCAGAGAUGCGAUUCGCCACCUGGUCAUCAGAAGUGGGAAAGGAGAAGAUUAAUUGUGUGUCGUCUGCAUAGCAAUGAUAGGAGAGACCAUGUGAGGUUAUGACAGAGCCAAGUGACUUGGUGUAUAGCGAGAAUAGGAGAGGGCCUAGAACAGAGCCCUGGGGGACACCAGUGGUGAGAGCGCGUGGUGAGGAGACAGAUUCUCGCCACGCCACCUGGUAGGAGCGACCUGUCAGGUAGGACGCAAUCCAAGCGUGGGCCGCGCCGGAGAUGCCCAACUCGGAGAGGGUGGAGAGGAGGAUCUGAUGGUUCACAGUAUCGAAGGCAGCCGAUAGGUCUAGAAGGAUAAGAGCAGAGGAGAGAGAGUUAGCUUUAGCAGUGCGGAGCGCCUCCGUGAUACGCUGGAGAGCAGUCUCAGUUGAAUGACUAGUCUUGAAACCUGACUGAUUUGGAUCAAGAAGGUCAUUCUGAGAGAGAUAGCGGGAGAGCUGGCCGAGGACGGCACGUUCAAGAUUUUUGGAGAGAAAAGAAAGAAGGGAUACUGGUCUGUAGUUGUUGACAUCGGAGGGAUCGAGUGUAGGUUUUUUCAGAAGCUGUGCAACAUUCUCACAUAGGUGUUCCUUUUGUCCAGGUUGGAACAGGCAGUGUGGAGUACAAUAGAUUUUGCAUCUGUGCAUCUGUUGGGGCGGCAUGCAAAUUUGAGUGGGUCUAGGGUUUCUGGGAUGAUGGUGUUGAUGUGAGCCAUGACCAGCCUUUCAAAGCACGUCAUGGCUACAGACGUGAGUGCUAUGGGUCGGCAGUCAUUUAGGCAGGUUACCUUAGUGUUCUUGGGCACAGGCACUAUGGUGGUCUGCUUAAAACAUGUUGGUAUUACAGACUCAGAAAUAAAAAAUGACAGAAAUGUUCCACAUGCACAAAAAGCGUAUUUCUCUGUAAAAUUUGUUUUAAUCCCUGUUAGUGAACAUUUGUCCUUUGCCGAGAUAAUCCAUCCACCUGACAGGUGUGGCAUAUCAAGAAGCUGAUUAAACAGCAUGAUCAUUACACACGUGCACCUUGUGCUGGGGACAAUAAACAGCCACUCUAAAAUGUGCAGUUUUGUCUCACAACACAAAGCCACAGAUGUCUCAAGUUGAGGGACUGCAAAAAAAAAAGUACAAUUGGCAUGCUGACUGCAGAAAUGUCCCCCAGAGCUGUUGCCAAAGAAUGUAUGUGGACACCUGCUCAUCAAAAUCUCAUUCCAAAAUCAUGGGCAUUAAUAUGGAGUUGAUCCCCCCUUUUGCUGCUAUAACAGCCUCCAUUCUUCUGGGAAGGCUUUCCACUAGACGUUGGAACAUUGCUGCUAUAACAGCCUCCACUCUUCUGGGAAGGCUUUCCACUAGACGUUGGAACAUUGCUGCUAUAACAGCCUCCACUCUUCUGGGAAGGCUUUCCACUAGACGUUGGAACAUUGCUGCUAUAACAGCCUCCACUCUUCUGGGAAGGCUUUCCACUAGAUGUUGGAACAUUGCUGCUAUAACAGCCUCCAUUCUUCUGGGAAGGCUUUCCACUAGAUGUUGGAACAUUGCUGUGGGGACUUGCUUCCAUUCAGCCACAAGAGCAUUAGUGAGGUCGGGCAUUGAUGCUGGGUGAUUAGGGCUGGCUCGCAGUUGGCGAUCUAAUUCAUCCCAAAGUUGUUAGAUUGGGUUGAGGUAUUUGUAUUUUAUGUAUUAUGUAUUAUUAUGUAUUUAUUAGUUCCUGUCAAGACAGCAGCUACUCUUCCUGGUGUUUAUUAUGGAUCCCCAUUAGUUCCUGCCAAGGCAGCAGCUACUCUUCCUGGGGUUUAUUAUGGAUUCCCAUUAGUUCCUGCCAAGGCAGCAGCCACUCUUCCUGGGGUUUAUUACGGAUCCCCAUUAGUUCCUGUCAAGGCAGCAGCUACUCUUCCUGGGGUUUAUUAUGGAUCCCCAUUAGUUCCUGUCAAGGCAGCAUCUACUCUUCCUGGGGUUUAUUAUGGAUCCCCAUUAGUUCCUGUCAAGGCAGCAGCUACUCUUCCUGGGGUUUAUUAUGGAUCCCCAUUAGUUCCUGUCAAGGCAGCAGCUACUCUUCCUGGGGUUUAUUAUGGAUCCCCAUUAGUUCCUGUCAAGGCAGCAGCUACUCUUCCUGGGGUUUAUUAUGGAUCCCCAUUAGUUCCUGUCAAGGCAGCAGCCACUCUUCCUGGGGUUUAUUAUGGAUCCCCAUUAGUUCCUGUCAAGGCAGCAGCUACUCUUCCUGGGGUUUAUUAUGGAUCCCCAUUAGUUCCUGUCAAGGCAGCAGCCACUCUUCCUGGGGUUUAUUAUGGAUCCCCAUUAGUUCCUGUCAAGGCAGCAGCCACUCUUCCUGGGGUUUAUUAUGGAUCCCCAUUAGUUCCUGUCAAGGCAGCAGCUACUCUUCCUGGGGUUUAUUAUGGAUCCUCAUUAGUUCCUGUCAAGGCAGCAGCCACUCUUCCUGGGGUUUAUUAUGGAUCCCCAUUAGUUCCUGUCAAGGCAGCAGCCACUCUUCCUGGGGUUUAUUAUGGAUCCCCAUUAGUUCCUGUCAAGGCAGCAGCUACUCUUCCUGGGGUUUAUUAUGGAUCCUCAUUAGUUCCUGUCAAGGCAGCAGCCACUCUUCCUGGGGUUUAUUAUGGAUCCCCAUUAGUUCCUGUCAAGGCAGCAGCUACUCUUCCUUGGGUUUAUUAUGGAUCCCCAUUAGUUCCUGUCAAGGCAGCAGCUACUCUUCCUGGGGUUUAUUAUGGAUCCCCAUUAGUUCCUGUCAAGGCAGCAGCUACUCUUCCUGGGGUUUAUUAUGGAUCACCAUUAGAUCCUACCAAGGCAGCAGCUACUCUUCCUUGGGUUUAUUAUGGAUCCCCAUUAGUUCCUGUCAAGGCAGCAGCUACUCUUCCUGGGGUUUAUUAUGGAUCACCAUUAGUUCCUGUCAAGGCAGCAGCUACUCUUCCUGGGGUUUAUUAUGGACCCCCAUUAGUUCCUGUCAAGGCAGCAGCUACUCUUCCUGGGGUUUAUUAUGGAUCACCAUUAGUUCCUGUCAAGGCAGCAGCCACUCUUCCUGGGGUUUAUUAUGGAUCCCCAUUAGUUCCUGUCAAGGCAGCAGCUACUCUUCCUUGGGUUUAUUAUGGAUCCCCAUUAGUUCCUGUCAAGGCAGCAGCUACUCUUCCUGGGGUUUAUUAUGGAUCCCCAUUAGUUCCUGUCAAGGCAGCAGCUACUCUUCCUGGGGUUUAUUAUGGAUCCCCAUUAGUUCCUGUCAAGGCAGCAGCUACUCUUCCUGGGGUUUAUUAUGGAUCACCAUUAGUUCCUGUCAAGGCAGCAGCUACUCUUCCUGGGGUUUAUUAUGGAUCACCAUUAGUUCCUGUCAAGGCAGCAGCUACUCUUCCUGGCGUUUAUUAUGGAUCCCCAUUAGUUCCUGUCAAGGCAGCAGCUACUCUUCCUGGGGUUUAUUAUGGAUCCCCAUUAGUUCCUGCCAAGGCAGCAGCUACUCUUCCUGGGGUUUAUUAUGGAUCCCCAUUAGUUCCUGUCAAGGCAGCAGCUACUCUUCCUGGGGUUUAUUAUGGAUCCCCAUUGGUUUCUGCCAAGGCAGCAGCUACUCUUCUUGGGGUUUAUUAUGGAUCCCCAUUAGUUCCUGCCAAGGCAGCAGAUACUCUUCCUGGGGUUUAUUAUGGAUCCCCAUUAGUUCCUGUCAAGGCAGCAGCUACGCUUUCUAGGGUUUAUUAUGGAUCCCCAUUAGUUCCUGCCAAGGCAGCAGCUACUGUUCUUGGAGUCCAACAUAAUUAAGGCAGUUUAU
This is a messenger RNA of Oncorhynchus keta (chum salmon), 4870 nucleotides long. RefSeq lists its product as uncharacterized. Bases 2803 to 4860 code for a protein of 685 amino acids. The record is from RefSeq and is a predicted model, not a curated record. NCBI's taxonomy places the organism in Eukaryota, Metazoa, Chordata, Actinopteri, Salmoniformes, Salmonidae. The transcript is spliced from 2 exons.